Colletotrichum destructivum is the source of this 1266-nucleotide messenger RNA. Its product is annotated as Putative short-chain dehydrogenase/reductase SDR, NAD(P)-binding domain superfamily. The transcript has a single exon. The coding region runs from base 394 to 1209 and encodes 271 amino acids. NCBI's taxonomy places the organism in Eukaryota, Fungi, Ascomycota, Sordariomycetes, Glomerellales, Glomerellaceae. Gene Ontology annotation, molecular function: oxidoreductase activity, acting on the CH-OH group of donors, NAD or NADP as acceptor. The record is from RefSeq and is a predicted model, not a curated record.
CCCCUCUCUUUUCGCCUGCACAUCGUCAACUACCUAAGCUACCUACCUAUCUGAUACAUAUAAGUUGUGCCAGCCGUCCCCCUCGCGCCCGCGUGAACAAGAGUAGAGGAAAGAACCCCUUUUGCACUACCGAACAACACCGACCCGUCGCCAAUCGCCUCAACCGUCCAACCCUCCCUCCCUCCUCCGGGCCGCGCUACCCUGCAUUUGACUCCGUGCCGCAUCUCCUCCGCCUCUCUCCUCUCCUUACCUGCACCGAAGCAACUAAAUCCUCCGACAUCCUUGUCGCUUCCCAGACGGCCGCUCACACCCGACAUUGACCCAACUUCAGCCUCGACGCCGACGCCAACGCCGAAGCCGAUCUAGACGCGCCAUCGUUAUCAAGUCGUCGCCAUGGCCGCCCCGACGAAUCUGCUCGCUGGCAAGACUGCCAUCAUCACAGGCGGCACCACCGGUAUCGGGAAAGCCAUUGCUCUCGAGUACAUCAAGCAGGGGGCCAACGUCGUCGUGAACCACCUGGGCCUUGACAAGGACCAACCCCACCUCGAUGCUCUUAUCGCCGACGCUGCGGCCGCGAAGCAAGCGAAUCCCAACGCCGGCCGUUUGGCUGACCAGGUUGGUGAUGUUCGCGAGCCUGAGACUGCUGCCAAGCUGGUUGCGCGCGCCGUCGAGCACUCGGGCAAUGGACGUCUGGAUAUCUGUGUUUCCAACGCCGGCAUCUGCACAUUUGCCGAGUUCCUCGAGCUGACCCCGGACCUCUUCACCAAGACGGUUCGCACCAACCUUGACGGCGCCUUCUACGUCGUCCAGGCCGCUGCUCGCCAGAUGAGCCAGCAGUCGCCAGCGGGUGGUAGCAUUAUCGGAAUCUCGUCUAUUUCCGCCCUGGUCGGCGGUGGUCAGCAAACCCAUUACACUCCCACCAAGGCUGGUGUCCUCAGUCUAAUGCAGAGCACCGCCGUCGCCCUGGGCAAGUACAAGAUCCGCUGCAACGCGCUGCUUCCCGGAACCAUUAAGACACAGCUCAACGAGGAGGACCUGGCGGAUGAUGCAAAGCGUGCCUAUACGGAGGGCCGCAUUCCUCUUGGCCGUACUGGUGUGCCGUCCGACCUCGCCGGACCCGCCGUCUUCCUUGCCUGCGAGUACCUUAGUGGUUACGUGACAGGCGCGCAACUGUUGGUCGACGGUGGCCUCUUCGUCAACCUCCAAUAAGCGCCGCUGCCCCUGAAAAUUCGCUGUUUGUAAUAGAGCCCCUACUUAUGCCCCGCC